Messenger RNA from Hansenula ciferrii, 378 nucleotides. RefSeq names its product ubiquinol--cytochrome-c reductase subunit 6 (gene QCR6). Bases 1 to 378 code for a protein of 125 amino acids. Lineage: Eukaryota; Fungi; Ascomycota; Saccharomycetes; Phaffomycetales; Wickerhamomycetaceae. The record is from RefSeq and is a predicted model, not a curated record. Gene Ontology annotation, biological process: mitochondrial electron transport, ubiquinol to cytochrome c. The transcript has a single exon.
AUGUUGACUUUGAUUUCCGAAGCUCUUGAUGAGUUAAAAGAUGCUUUUGUUCCAACUUUAGCUAAGGCUGAAAAUGAUGAAGAAGCUGAAGAAGAAGAAGAAGAAGAGGAAGAAGAAGAUGAAGACGAAGACGAUGAAGACGAAGAAGAAGAAGCUGGUGAUCAAUUAGACAAAUUAAGAUCAGAAUGUGCUGAAACUAAAGAUUGUCACUCAUACGUCCAUCAUUACGCUGAAUGUGUCGAAAGAGUUACUAAAGAACAAGAAGAAGAAGGUUAUGAAGACAAAGAUUACAAAGAAGAUUGUGUUGAAGAAUUCUUCCAUUUACAACACUGUGUUAAUGAUUGUACCGCUCCAAGAUUAUUCUAUAAAUUGAAAUAG